CAAAACGUUUCUUGCUCGUUGUGCGAAAGUGCACUUGGCUCCAUUUUGCGACUUGGUGCGAUGGCCGACCACCUCUUCGUCUUUGCCAACAACAAGGCCGGCAUGGACGGCGUCGACCGCUCCAAGGUCAACGAGACCAUCUACGAGCUCUCCAAGGACUCGGCCUUUUUCAAAAACUCGCUGGCGAAGGACGCCAAGACCGACGAGCGCAUCGCCGAGCUCCGCCGUCGCCUCGAUACCAAGCGCCGGCACGACCUCCACGAGACAGUUGACGCACUCGUCCUCGAGCUCGAGGCCAAGCGGUGUCUACGCCGCGUCCACGUUGUUGUCGACAUGGACAUGUUCUUUGCUGCUGUUGAGAUGCGCGAUCGGCCCGAGCUCGCGACUGUCCCGAUGGCCGUCGGCGGCAUGGGCAUGAUCAGCACGGCCAACUACGAAGCGCGCAAGUUUGGCGUCCGCGCUGCGAUGCCAGGUUUCAUUGGCAAGAAGCUCUGCCCGGCCCUUGUAUUUGUCCCUCCGGAUAUGGCCAAGUACGCCGCCGUCGCCGACGUCACACGGCGCAUCUUUGCCGAGUACGAUCCGCAGUUUGCGGCCGCAAGCAUGGACGAAGCGUAUUUGGACAUCACCGACGUGUGCUUAGCCCGCGGCGCCACGGACACGGCGAGUAUGGAGGCGACGGCCGCGGCCGUCACGGCCGAGUUGCGGCAGCGCAUAUUCGAUGCGACCAAGCUCACUGCGAGCGCCGGCAUUUCUACCAACGCCAAGCUGGCCAAGGUCUGCUCCGACAUGAACAAGCCCAACGGACAGUACUUGCUACCGUUCACACGCGACGCGCUGGUGAAGUUCAUCGAGAAUCUCCCGAUCCGCAAGCUCGGCGGCAUUGGCAAGGUGCGGGAGAAGGUGCUGGCCGCGCUCGGGAUUCACACGGGCCUCGACCUCUUCAACGCGCGCUACGACUUGUUUCAUAGUCACUCGGAGAUUACAGCGCGAUGGCUCCUGGAGAUUUCCAUGGGUGUCUACGAAGGCACGGGCGGCGACGAACGCAAGAGCGUCAGUCGCGAGUCGACGUUUGCAGCCACGGGUUCUUUAUUGGCGCUCAAAAGUAUUUGCAAGGACAUUGUCCAGCACGUCAGAGCCGACCUUCUUAGCGAGCGCGUGACGGGGCUCUGUGUGACGCUCAAGCUCAAGACUGAGGCCUUCCACGUCCGGACGCGUGCGUUCACGAGCAAGGCGAGCGUCGAGCCAACGCUGCUCGACCUCGCGUACAUGCUCCUCGAGCGCGAAGUGCGGCACGACCAAAAGACGAUCAAGCCACCGCCGCGCUACCGGCUCAUGGGCGUUCGCAUCUCCAAGCUCCAGGAGCGGGAUGCGAGCUGCGAGGUCGCUGCGACGAGCCAGCUGCGGCUCGAGGAAACCUUGUUUGCGCCCGCCCCAGCAGCAAAGUGCCCCGUGUGUGCGUCCAGCGUGCCACGCGCGCAGCUCCAGCGACACAUUCAAGAGUGUCUUGGUGACGACGACGCGUGUCCGAGGUCGUCGGAUACAAUAUUGUCAUCGCCUGUCAAAAGGAAAAGGUCUUUUUUUCAGGAGACGCCACCAACACCGUCCCGACGCCCUGACCGCAGCGAGUCAACUGCGUCCGAUGCACUGACGACGCAUGUUGAGGCAGCGAGCACGGCCGGUAGCAGCACCAAAAUGGCUCCCGACGAGACGUUGACAGCGUGUCCGAUCUGCGGACAGUCGUUCGAGUCGCAGAGCCCAGCGUGGAUGAACCGGCACAUUGAAGCCUGUCUCGGCGACACGACCGGAACGUCCGAUGAAAGAACUAGUACCGGUACACCGUCGUGUCCAGUGUGCAGUGCGCCGUUGGACAUGGCGAGUACCCAGGCCGUGAACGACCACUUGGACGCGUGCUUGGCCCACGUGGCACGCCCCAAGCGCCGCAAACCCAAAAGUAUCAAGACCUUCUUUCAGCAGCCGUAAAUUAUUCGCGAUAAGAACACGUGGCUACCAGAUACACGGGCAGGAUGCCCCAUGAGCAACCAAGCC
Messenger RNA from Saprolegnia diclina VS20, 2046 nucleotides. RefSeq lists its product as hypothetical. Gene Ontology annotation, cellular component: nucleus. The record is from RefSeq and is a predicted model, not a curated record. Gene Ontology annotation, molecular function: DNA-directed DNA polymerase activity; damaged DNA binding. Gene Ontology annotation, biological process: error-prone translesion synthesis. The coding region runs from base 61 to 1980 and encodes 639 amino acids. The transcript is spliced from 6 exons. NCBI's taxonomy places the organism in Eukaryota, Oomycota, Saprolegniomycetes, Saprolegniales, Saprolegniaceae.